AUGGACCCACUCGCCGGAAUGGACGAUUCUACGACUGAUGAUGAUAAUACUUCUCAAACAACUGAGGAUGACCCUCAGGUACCAGAAAAUCAUCCUCCUGCACCACAACCUCCUCAGCCAGUCCCUCAAGCGCCGCCACCGGCAACGUCAAGCACGCGAGAAAAGCCAAAUUAUGAACUUCGUCAUAUACUGAGGGGACAUACGCAGUCUAUAUCCGCCGUUAAAUUUAGUCCUGACGGAACGCUACUUGCAUCUUGCGCCGCAGAUAAUCUGGUAAAAAUAUGGUCUCCGUUCACAGGAGAGUUAAUCAGAAACUUGAGUGGCCACACCAAAGGACUUUCAGAUAUCGCAUGGUCAACAGACGGUGUGUAUCUCGCAUCGGCGUCUGAUGACACCAGUGUAAGAAUAUGGAACGUUGAUUCUGGAUUAACAACGAAACACCUCAAAGGGCACUCUAGUUUCGUGUUUUGUGUAAAUUACAACACAGCAUCCAACCUCCUUGUUUCCGGAGGUUGUGACGGUGAUGUUCGAAUAUGGAACGUCGCAAGAGGAAAAUGCAUGAAGACUUUGCACGCGCAUCUUGACUAUGUUACUGCCGUGCACUUCAACAGAGACGCCACCCUGAUAGUCUCUUGUGCUCUUGAUGGGUUAAUCCGGAUAUGGAACACCACAACGGGUCAAUGCUUGAAAACCCUCGCUGAAGGACACGAUGCCGUAUGCCAACACGUACAAUUCUCACCCAACUCCAAGUACAUUCUCUCAACUGCUCAUGAUAGUGCGAUCAGGUUAUGGGACUAUCACACGUCACGCUGCUUGAAAACAUACACGGGUCAUCGUAAUGAGAUGUUCUGUAUAGCGGCCUGUUUCAGUGUUACAGGGGGGAAAUGGAUUGUUUCUGGGAGUGAAGACCAAAAGGUUUAUAUAUGGGAUCUUCAAAGUCGUGAGGUUGUGCAAGUUCUUGAAGGACAUGGAGGUGUUGUCGUUGCUGUGGCUACUCACCCACAGCAAAACAUGAUUGCGUCUGGCUCCAUCGAGUCAGACCUUACAGUUCGCAUAUGGUCUGAUUGUGGGUCAACAUCUUGA
This is a messenger RNA of Suillus bovinus, 1083 nucleotides long. RefSeq names its product WD40 repeat-like protein. Gene Ontology annotation, molecular function: histone binding. The coding region runs from base 1 to 1083 and encodes 360 amino acids. The record is from RefSeq and is a predicted model, not a curated record. Gene Ontology annotation, cellular component: Set1C/COMPASS complex. The transcript has 7 exons. NCBI's taxonomy places the organism in Eukaryota, Fungi, Basidiomycota, Agaricomycetes, Boletales, Suillaceae.